AUGGAGAGCCUGGCUCUGUGUUACAGGGCAGGGCAGUGCCAGGAAUCGGUGACUAAGUGCUGCGGCCCAGUCGCUGUCUACUGUGGGAGCAUUCCCGAAUUCGAACCCAGAUACACAGCUCUGCAAGAUGGAAGCGUUGCUUCAAACUUGCAGUUUUGUGGCAGCAGUUGGACCACUGAAGAAGAAGCUUCUUUUCAGUCCAUAUUAACAACCCAGAUGAAGAAGCAACUGAGUUUCUGGGAUGGAGUUGUGAAAUCUCCGUGCUCAAGGGCCAGCUCUUCCCUGGAUGGCUGGGCCAGUCAAGAUAGCGUGCACGACUUCAGUGCUGGGGAUGGAGGUGAUCUCUUCCACCUUUUUCACCAAGACUUGACUUGGGACUCCCAAGAGAGGGAGGUGAGCAGAGCCGCCCUGGAAACCAUUCGGAUAGAGAACAAGCUGAAGAUGAGGAGGAUGUCUGACAGUCUGUUAGCCUCGCAGAGAGGCCUGACUGACUGCAGUGACCCUAAGAGGGUUACUCUGAAGCCAUUAAUUUCCCGGUCAGCUUCCCAGAGGCUCCCAGUAAUCUUCAAGCCUAUGUCUCGCAUCCAGAAUGGCCUUCCUUCCUCACAGCCCAGGAGGAUGAACAACGGAGAGCAGGAGCAUGAGGAAGAUGGCACAGGCUGUGAUGAGAUUGAUGGGAAUAACAAGGAGCUGAAGUCAGAGGGAAAAGAAUAUAAAGCUUCCCUACAGCCCUUGUGUUGCAGUGAUGAGGAUGGCAAGAAGUCACUGGGUGUAUCUUUGAUCCCCCCUAUACCGAAGUCAGCGAGACCAUCUGAUGGGGUUCCGGGCAGUGCUGCAGCGCCUCUCCCAAGCUCUCAGCAGCUGGUUUUCCAAGAGGCCCUGAGGAUGAGGCCAAGAUCGGGCAGCGGAAGUGAAAAGAAGACGCCUGAAUGUCUAGAGCUCCGGACUCCAGAACCUCUUUCUCCUGCUCUCCAGCAUUGCGUUGGUGGCGUGAAGCCUGCUGGACAUUUGUGUGAACCUUUGCCCCCAUUAACACACCUCCCACUCAUCCAGGCCAAGGAGACUGAUCAACUUGUGAGAUCUCACCUUCUGAGUGAUGAUGACUCGAAGGACAGCAAUGGAAGGAUCUGUGUUACCUUGUCCAAGUCAGCUCAGAAGAAAAUACAGCAGAAGCGAAUGAGAGAGAUGGAGCUUUUGCAUAGAGAGAGGGAGAAAGAGAGAGAAAAGGAAAAAUCCUUGCAGUUUCCUACACUGAGUGUGGACCCUGAGGAUGCAGCUGAAGAAAGCUCUGGCCUACCACCUGUCAAUGGGAGAGCUUCCAUUGCCCCCAGCAUGAGAAAUGCAUACAGACAGAGCUCUGGUAUCACCAUGGGGAAGCGGGUCAACAGGCCCUCACUGCCCAGCAUCCCCGCCGUCAGACAGGGUGGCAGCUUCCCACGCAGAUCCUCAGCUAACUCACUGCCAGCCAUGGCUCUGGACAUCGUGGAGUCGGGAAAUGAUCCAGAGUGCGAGGCGGCUCAGGAAGCCAGGCCCUUCCCUUACACAGAGCAGGGACUGAUCGAGGCACUUGCAUGGCUGAGCGGCGAUGACUGGCGGCAGAAGGCCAGGGCACUCUUCAGCAUCAGACACAUGGCUGUCUGCCAGCCAGAAGUCCUUCUUUCUAGACUUCAUGAUGUUUCCUUGGCUGUUAACAAAGAGGUGAACAACCUCCGCUCAAGGGUGUGUCGCUGUGCAAUCGUCACUCUUGGAGAGCUCUUCAGGACCAUGAAGAAGCACAUGGACCAUGAGGUGGAUGAGGUUGCCCGUGUCUUGCUCCAAAGGGUGGGGGACACCAGCGAGUUCAUUCAGAAAGCAGCCGAUGAAUCCCUGGGAGUCAUGGUGGGGAGCGUGACUCCUGCACGAGCAAUGACCGCUCUCAUGGCUAGCGGAGUCCAGCACCGCAAUGUCCUGGUGCGGAAGUGUGCAGCCAAACACCUCCUGACUGUGAUGGAGCGAAUUGGAGCUGAGAAGCUGCUGUCAGGCACACCUUCCAGUAUUGAGCUGCUGGUGCGCACGCUGGUAAAGCUUGCUCAGGACUGUCAUCAGGACACAAGGUGUUGUGGACGGAAGAUGCUGAGUAUAUUGAUGAGUCAUAAAAACUUUCAUAAGCAUUUGAAACAGUUUGUCCCCUCACGUGACUUGGAGGAUGUUAUGGCAAAAAUUAAGCAGAAAGAGGAAGAAGACCGUAAAUGUGGACCUCCACCUGCUAAGGACCCCAGGAAGUAUAGGAACUUGAGGAUGCAUCGGAACAACUUACCUCAUGAUGAAGGUUUGAGGUCUGGCUCUGACUUACCCCGUCAGAGAGUCCGUUGCACGUCACUUCGGACUGUGGAAGAGAAUGAACAGCUCAUGGAGCUUGACAAGCUCCUGAGAUCCACGGAUUUUCGGACACGAAUUGAGGGAACGAUGCUCCUCCUAGAUCACUGCAAAAGCAGCCCCCAGCUCAUCUCCACUAACAUUGUCCAGAUUUUUGAUAUUUUUAUGCUGAGACUUCAAGAUUACAACAAGAAAGUGAGACAGAAGGCACUGGAGGUGCUGGCUUUGAUGAUAUCCAUGCUCAGAGGUGCCUUAAACCCAGUGCUGAUCUCUGUGGUAGCAGCAGUCACUGACAACUUGAACUCAAAGAACUCGGGGAUUCAUGCUGCAGCUAUGAAGGUGCUGGAAGCAUCCACUGCUCACCUAGAUAACACAUUGCUGCUGCAAAACUUGUCCCAACGAGUGAAUUUCCUCAGCGGCCAAGCUAUGCUGGUUGUCGCAGAACAACUUUCAGUGCUCGUGCCAUCUGUUUAUCCCCGUAAACCCCACACCGUCAAGCGCUACGUCCUGCCCGUGCUCUGGUUCUUCCUGGGAAACAACAUCCUGCCUGUCCGAAGCAGCAACGUGAAGGCUGUGGUUGCCAAGCUUGCAAAGAGCCUCUACCAAGUGAUGGGCCUCAGGCUGAAGGAGCAUGCCGCCACCCAGUCUCGGCAAGUGGUGAAAAACCUCUGCGACAUUUUGGACCUCACUGUCGAGUGA
Messenger RNA from Chroicocephalus ridibundus (black-headed gull), 3054 nucleotides. It is a transcript of the gene TOGARAM2, whose product is annotated as TOG array regulator of axonemal microtubules 2. The coding region runs from base 1 to 3054 and encodes 1017 amino acids. The transcript is spliced from 19 exons. The record is from RefSeq and is a predicted model, not a curated record. NCBI's taxonomy places the organism in Eukaryota, Metazoa, Chordata, Aves, Charadriiformes, Laridae. Gene Ontology annotation, biological process: microtubule cytoskeleton organization. Gene Ontology annotation, cellular component: cilium; cytoplasmic microtubule. Gene Ontology annotation, molecular function: microtubule binding.